AUGUAUUCUCAACGGCCGCUGUCCUAUGCGCCGACUCCUUACAGCUAUACUCCCAACCCAGCUCUCUCAGCUUCUAUAAGCCUAGAUGAGGAAGUCAAGCUUUCGUCGACGCCUGCGGAGCGGGAUCUCUACGAGUCUCUUGCAGAAAUAUACAGUAUCAUCUUAACAUUAGAUGGGCUGGAAAAGGCAUAUAUCAAGGAUGCGGUUACCGAAUCCGAAUAUACGGACACUUGUGCCAGACUUUUAAAACAGUACAAGUCGAGCUUGAGCGAUGAAAACGUUCUCAAAGAAUUCGUCGAUUUAGAUACGUUCAAGCGCGCAUGGGGGCUGGAAUGUCCAAGGGCCACUGAACGGCUUCGGAUAGGCCUUCCUGCGACGGUAGAGCAGCCCUCCCACAACCCUUCCCAAGCUCUCGCCACCGGUUCUGCGUCUGGUAGCCUUAUUCUAGCUGCGACGGAAAACUUUAUAACAUUUUUGGAUGCGUUGAAGCUCAACAUGGUUUCGAAGGAUGCUCUACAUCCGUUACUUUCAGAAGUCAUCCAGUCUGUUAACAAAGUGACAGAUGAAGAUUUUGAGAAUAGAGGAAAAAUCAUUCAGUGGCUUAUUACCCUGAAUCAGAUGAGAGCUACAGAAGAAUUGGCCGAAGACCAAGCCCGAGAACUUUCUUUCGACAUCGAACAAGCAUAUCAAGGAUUCAAGGCCACACUGAGCUGA
This is a messenger RNA of Uncinocarpus reesii 1704, 714 nucleotides long. RefSeq lists its product as uncharacterized. The record is from RefSeq and is a predicted model, not a curated record. Bases 1 to 714 code for a protein of 237 amino acids. The transcript is spliced from 3 exons. Gene Ontology annotation, molecular function: protein-containing complex binding. NCBI's taxonomy places the organism in Eukaryota, Fungi, Ascomycota, Eurotiomycetes, Onygenales, Onygenaceae. Gene Ontology annotation, biological process: protein transport to vacuole involved in ubiquitin-dependent protein catabolic process via the multivesicular body sorting pathway. Gene Ontology annotation, cellular component: ESCRT I complex.